GAACUCACUCGACGUCUACCAACGCCAGGUAUGGGCCAAGGCACGCCGCAUGGGCGGCAUCAUUCCCGCCAAAGAGGUAUUCUCGAGGGAAACGUUCGACGAUGUGCUUAAUGCGAAGAAGGUGGUGUUCCUGGACAUUACCUUGCUCUAUCACGCCUUGGUCAGAUUGUACGACAAGCCUCCGCAAGGGGAGUUCUACAUGGCCCGGGAGAUCUCCAUGAACUUGACUAUGGGCAUGUGGGUCAACAGAGGCCUUCCCGUCAGCCUGCGCAAGACGCUGCACCAACGCACCCGGUGGAUCAUCGAGUCCGGGCUUCCCGAGUGGUAUCGGCUCAGCAUCAUCCAGCGGGCCCAACAGAAGAGCGAGACCGGGGCGCAGAGGGCGCAGUCCUUCACCUUCCACACCAUCCGCGUGGAGGACGUGAGCGGCCUCUUCUUCCUCAUGGUUGGAUGCUUCUCCAUCUGCCUGCCGGCGGCCCUCCUCGAGCACGUGGCGUUCGCCCUCAGCAAGUGUCGCUGCUGUCGUCCUCACGCGUGUGCCCCGAAUAACGCAGCCCUUGGCAAAACGUCGGGCUCUGGACUUGUGUAGUCCAGGUGGCGAACACUUACUGCCGCGCACAACGCUGCCAAUUAGCAGCAAUAGCUGUGCUAGCGU
Rhipicephalus sanguineus (brown dog tick) is the source of this 655-nucleotide messenger RNA. RefSeq lists its product as uncharacterized. The transcript has 3 exons. The record is from RefSeq and is a predicted model, not a curated record. Lineage: Eukaryota; Metazoa; Arthropoda; Arachnida; Ixodida; Ixodidae. Bases 50 to 589 code for a protein of 179 amino acids.